Messenger RNA from Telopea speciosissima, 2344 nucleotides. Its product is annotated as pentatricopeptide repeat-containing protein At3g14730. The transcript has a single exon. The record is from RefSeq and is a predicted model, not a curated record. The coding region runs from base 110 to 2029 and encodes 639 amino acids. Gene Ontology annotation, biological process: RNA modification. Gene Ontology annotation, molecular function: protein binding; RNA binding. Lineage: Eukaryota; Viridiplantae; Streptophyta; Magnoliopsida; Proteales; Proteaceae.
UCCAUUAGUUCCCGGCCAUACAAACCUUCAAUUUCUGAAAAAUACUCUUGAAUCAGUUUAGCGAGGUUAUACUACUUACUAGGAACCUCAAUUGGUAUGAUGAAAGAUUAUGCUAAUUAUGAUCUUCAUACUCCUUCCCAGCAGGCUAGUUAAGAAAGCUCCUCGCCUACCUAAUUUUUCUUCCUCUGCAACCACCAUUGAAGCAGCAAAGGAAUCUCCCAUCAAUUUAAGCCGCUACAUUACCUACCUCCAAUCCUGUGCCAUCAACAAGAACCUCACUAAAGGAAAAGAAAUCCAUUCAUGUUUGGUUGUCACCGGUUUGCUAUGUUCCCCCUUCUCCAUCACUAGCUUGAUCAACAUGUAUUCCAAAUGCAAUCAACUGGAUGAUGCCCUUUCCAUCUUUAAUGGAGCCCAUGAUCGAAAUAUCUUUGCUUGGAAUGCCAUCAUUGCUGGGUUCAUCACUAAUGGUCUUUCUCGAAGUGCAUUUGAAUUUUACCAGAGAAUGAAGCUGGAAGGUGUAGCCCCUGACAAGUACACGCUCCCUUGUCUCAUCAAGGCUUGUUCUGACAUCUCGGAGGUUGUGGAAGUAAAGAAGAUCCAUUCUGGGUUAUUCAAGAUUGGUCUGGAAAGUAAUGAUUUUGUUUCUAGUGCCCUGAUCAACUUCUAUUUAAAAUUUAACUUCGUUCAAGAAGCACAACAACUGUUCGAAGAAUUGACUGAAAGAGAUGUUGUGUUGUGGAAUGCAAUGAUAAUUGGGUAUGCUCAGAUGGGGGAGGUUAACUUGGCUUUGCGAGUUUUUGAGAGAAUGGGGAAAGAAGGGGUUGUCCACAGUAACUUCACACUCACUGGGAUCUUAUCAGUCUUUGCCAUGAUUGGUGAUGUUAACAAUGGGAGAGCUGUUCAUGGAUAUGCAGUGAAAAUUGGCUGUGAAUCAGAGGUUGUAGUGGCUAACUCAUUGAUUGACAUGUAUGGAAAAUGCAAGAGUAUUUCAGAAGCACUUAGAGUUUUUGAGAUGAUGCUAGAGAGGGAUGUUUUUUCAUGGAACUCAAUCAUUUCGGUUCAUGAGCAGUAUGGUGAUCAUGAUAAGACACUCAGGCUUUUUGAGAGGAUGCAAAAAGCUGGGGUUCGGUCAGAUACUGUCACAAUUGCUGCUGUCCUUCCUGCGUGCUCCAAUUUGGCUGCAUUGAUGCGUGGUCGGGAGAUUCAUGGGUACAUGAUUGUUAAUGGGUUGAUGAAAGAUGACUAUGGUGAGGACAUUGUUGACGUGUACGUUGACAAUGCAGUCCUAGACAUGUAUGUGAAAUGUGGGAGCCUAAGGGAUGCUUGCAUGUUCUUUGACAAGAUGAGGAAGAGGGAUGUCGCGUCAUGGAACAUCAUGAUCAUGGGUUAUGGCCUGCAUGGGUUUGGUGAUGAAGCCGUAAAUGUGUUCCUGCAUAUGGGUGAGUCCAGUGUAAGGCCAGAUGAAGUCUCCUUCAUUUGUGUCCUAUCUGCAUGCAGUCACGCAGGCCUAGUAGACCAAGGAUGCAAAAUCCUUGCUCACAUGGAGGAGGAUCAUGGCGUAGUUCCCACUGUUGAGCACUAUGCCUGUGUGGUUGACAUGUUGGGUCGAGCCGGGCGGCUUGAUGAAGCUUACGAGUUGGCCCUGGGGAUGCCAAUUGAACCCAACCCAGUAGUCUGGAGGGCAUUCCUAGCUUCAUGUCGGCUCCACGGCAACACAAAACUGGCUGAGUUCGCGUUGCAGCGGUUGUUAGAGCUGGAGCCAGAACACUGUGGGAGCUAUGUGUUGAUGUCCAACAUCUAUGGAACCAUAGGCCGGUAUGAGGAGGUAUCAGACAUCAGGCACACAAUGAUAGAAAGAAAUGUUAAGAAGACACCAGGAUGCAGCUGGGUUGAGCUGAAGAGUGGUGUGCAUGUGUUUGUUACAGUAGAUCGAACCCAUGCUGAAUGUGAUUGUAUUUAUGAGGAAUUGGAUGGAUUGUAUGGGCAUCUACAUGAGUAUGGAUAUGUACCAGAUGCUAGGCAUAUGUAAACAUAACUGUAAACUGUUUUCAUUCUUCAAAGGCCAAGGAAAGAAAGAGCCUUUCCCUUUUGAUAAAAGCUAUGCUUUGAGUUAAAACCAUGAAGCACUACACCACCAAUCUAAUGCAGAUGCAGUGUCUUCUUGCCCCGCAUGGAAUUCAAUCUUAGAGGGUUUGGAAAGUAUACUAUAGCAGGUUUAUUUUUUUUUGUUGUUGGAUCAGAUUUGCAAAAUUCAUCUGCAUCUUGUUAAUUGGAAUACAGUCUGCUCAUUUACUGCUCAUGGUGGCUUGAUUUUACUCUGAUUAGAUCUGCUGAACUAGGCUUU